GGAAGCGGCGCUCGGGGGCCGGGCCCCGCUGCCGACGCGUCCCGCGCGCUGUGAUGCGAGCGGCCGGGCGCGGCGCGGGAUGAGCUCUGCGCGCGGGGAGGCGGCCGGCCCCUCGGGCCCGCCCCGCCGCCCGUCCCCCGCCCCCGCCGCCGCCGCCGCCCGGCAUGGAGCCGCCCAGCGCCAAGGAGCCGCCGGGGGAGCCGCCGCCCGCCUCCCCCCAGGCCCCGGGGGGGGCGGCGGCGGGCGGGGGCCUGUUCGGGUGGCUGCGGGGCCGCUGCCUGGGCCGGGGGCUCUUCGUGGACCCGGCCCGCGACAAUUUCCGGGCCAUGACCGGGCUGUACAGCUCCAUCCAGCCCGCCGACUCCGUGUACCUCAGCACCCGCACGCACGGCGCCGUCUUCAACCUGGAGUACUCGCCGGACGGGUCAGUGCUGACUGUUGCUUGUGAACAGACUGAGGUCCUGCUUUUUGACCCCAUAUCUUCAAAGCACAUCAAAACUCUCUCUGAAGCUCAUGAGGACUGUGUGAAUAAUAUCAGGUUUCUAGAUAAUCGACUGUUUGCAACUUGCUCUGAUGACACUACGAUAGCACUUUGGGAUCUGAGAAAGCUAAACACAAAAGUGUGUACUUUACAUGGUCACACAAGCUGGGUGAAGAACAUCGAAUAUGACACCAAUACCAGACUACUAGUAACAUCAGGGUUUGAUGGUAAUGUGAUCAUUUGGGACACCAACAGGUGCACCGAAGAAGGAUGUCCUCACAAGAAGUUUUUUCACACCCGUUUUCUCAUGCGGAUGAGACUGACACCAGACUGUUCAAAAAUGUUGAUCUCCACCUCCUCUGGGUAUCUUCUGAUUUUGCACGACCUUGAUUUAACCAAGUCCUUAGAGGUUGGCAGCUAUCCAAUAUUAAGAGCCAGAAGAACUGCAUCAAGUUCAGGAGGUUAUAUACAAAGCAAAAGAGCUUAUCCCAUCUGUCAGAUUUACAUGGCUGCUACUCUGGUUUCAGACACGACAGCUACCAGUUCAUCUGGUCCUAGAGCUGUGGGUUCACCAUGUCACCAAAAUGAUUCCGGUCCGUUGUCUGAGAAACACAUGUCGCGACCCUCCCAACGAGAAGGUGGAUCUCCACGAAAUAGCCUUGAGGUUUUAACACCAGAAGUUCCUGGAGAAAGGGACCGUGGUAAUUGCAUUACAUCGCUGCAGCUCCAUCCCAAAGGAUGGGCUACUCUUCUUCGGUGCUCAAGUAAUACAGAUGACCAGGAGUGGACCUGUGUGUACGAAUUCCAAGAAGGAGCCCCAGUGCGCCCCGUCUCACCUCGUUGUUCUCUCCGAUUGACUCACUGCAUCGAAGAAGCCAAUGUAGGCCGGGGUUACAUCAAAGAACUUUGUUUCAGCCCUGAUGGUCGAAUGAUUUCCUCCCCACAUGGCUACGGGAUCCGCUUGUUGGGAUUUGACACGCAGUGCAGUGAACUUGUCGACUGUUUGCCCAAAGAAGCUGGUCCCUUGCAGGAAAUUCGCUCUCUGUAUUCACACAACGAUGUGGUACUGACGACCAAGUUUUCUCCAACACAUUGUCAGAUUGCCUCAGGGUGCCUUAGUGGACGUGUUUCUUUGUAUCAGCCAAAGUUCUAGGCACAUCUUGCAUCAACAGGAACUUCACAGAUGUUUGUUUUUAUAAUUACUUCAGUUUGGUUGAAGUGUGUUCUUUUAACAAAAAUCUUGUAAAUGUGGACAAGAUCAUAAUUACUAUGGUCUGUGAACAUAGCGAUGAAAUGAGUACUCAGUCCAGCACUGUGUGUGUUCUGACACUACAAGUCAGGCUCUGUGCAUUCUGUUUUCAGCCUUCCAUGCAAACCUUUGCUUCUGAUGAUCCAGUGCCACUGAUUUCCAGGCUUUCUGGUUUCACAGUAGCACUUGUUGGUCUUUCAGCGUGACUUAGGGUGGACUAUCUGCAAGAUGUCUGGCUAGGGCGGAGGGAAUUGUUACACCAAACAAUGCCCACACAUUUCCUGCUGGUACGAUCUUUCCUUGCCACAAAGGAGCUGGACUUCCUGACAUACUCUCACUUGGCCUCCGAUUGCUGUAACUUUUCUCUACAACAAUUAGGUAAUGGAGCUGUUCUCCUGCACACUAGAUUAGUUUAGCCACAAAGAAACACUUUCCUUUCACAAUAUAAUGAUUGACUAGAAAAAUGUUUUCACCUUUCUGUAAUGUUUUGCUAUAGUUAAAUCUCUUAGCUUGUUUUCCUUAAUGUGCAUACAUUGUGUUUUAUUAUAAGAUGGUAGAAGGUCAGGGUGGAGAUGCAUUUCCUCCGUGAAUUCAGUAGGAAGACAUUGCCAUAUUGAGCAGGGAAGCCAGAGUUGAUCAUUGCAAAGUUGUUGUUUGGAAUGUUUUGACAUAAAAUUACAAGUUAAAAAUGCCCCCGGCGGAGUAAGUUGUGCCCCAGACACUAAGGUUUCUAAUUGCUGCCCUUGUUGUAGGAAGCUUUCCACAUUAAUAAAAAAUCGUAAUCACAUUUUGUUUCGAAACGUAAGAAAUGCUACACUCUAAGUUUCCCUUUGUGUUACCAAGGCUGAGCUGCAUAAUAAAAUACCCUUUUGUAACAUGCCCAGAUCUUAGCCACCACCUUUGCAAAAGAAUUAGCCUGCAGAGAGCCUGUUGUCAUUCUGCCAAACGAAGCAGCCCUUCAGAUUCCACAGUCAGUCUGGAACAGAGCACAGUAUAUACAGGCUAAAUAUAUAAUUAUCUGGAUUCAACUGGAUUUUUCAGCAGCAAGAAUGCACGGAUAUAAUUACUCAGUUUCACUUAUCCUCAGUGCUGUUUACCCUUCUGAACAUAGUUGCUUCACUAGUAAUCACAAGAACAUAAUGUUCUGAAUAUCAUUUUUAUCUGCAGAAAAAAAGAUUGUCCUCUAGUGGCUCAAAACCCAACAGUGUGCAAGUGGAUGUAGGUAUAAUUUCAUAGUAUGGGUAGAAAGCAAAUGAAUUUAAUCAUAUUUAAAAUUUGGAAUUCCUAUUGCAUGAAACUAGGAACUAAACUUUUCCAGACUUGACAAGUGCACAGACUAUCGUUAAGGAGGAGAUGAACGUGGCUUCCUCCUAGUCCCCUUCUGGAGGCAGCAAACCUUUCUACAUGCUCUUAGUAGGGACACUUGCUCAGCUACAGUACUAACUAGGUUAAAAAGUUUUUUUAAAACCCACAGUCAGUUUAAAUAUAUAGGAAUGAGACUUUACACUAGAAAUUGCCAGUAAAAGACUUCCUAACCUAAAUUGUACUUAGCUUAUCCCUGAGGCUUUAGUAAGUGAAACACUCCUGGGGACUUGACCUGAUUUGGACCCAGUGAAAUGGGAGAAUUUUGCCUGAAAGAAUAUAGAUUUUAGUCCGCAGUGGUAUCUGAAGGGAUUUUAAACAAAAUAUACUUUAAUGUAGAUUGACUCUUGAACAAAAAACAGUCUGCAGAAGGCACUACAGGUCCAGGGUGGAAAAUUAAAUGCUGAUUAGGUCCAGUAGAUGAAGAUCUGGAAUCCUGCCAAUGGACUGGAUCACUCCAUGAGUCAUGCCCUGUGUGUGUGUACCAGAAUGGAUCAGUGGAACUCACUCUGAGUGGCUGGUGCCUCAUGGGAAAGCUUUGGAGAAAUUGAUUUAGGAACCCAGCUGCUUUUUGCUACUGAGGGUAUUUGCAUGAAGAUUGGAUUGUUGUUGCUUUUGGAGGAAGGUUAAUCUACUCCUGUGUCAUCUCCUGUUUGAAAUUAUAUUUAACUCCAUAGCAACUAAUUGUCUGAGGAUUGAGUUCAAGUGACUGAACAUGCAGCAACUGAGAAACAAAAUUCCCUAUUUCCGCACAAAAUAAGCUGGAGUUGUUGAAUCCUUCCCUACCCACCCCCAUUUCUCCUGUAUUAAAUGAACUCUCUGUAUAAUAGCCUUGCGUUUUGAGGGGGCAGUGGCUCUUAACCUAGUCAUACUUUUACGUUUAAUGGAGCAAAGUCUAGGGCUAUCCCUUCGUCGUCUUACAGCAACUGAUGUACUCAGGUACUUAUGCCCAAAAUGAAAGGACAUGCCUUAGAUUCAGUGUGUUAUUGAAGUGAAAACUGGGUACUACAUGAGCUCUUUUAUCACUGGCGCUACUACCAGGAGCUCAGAACAGCAGUGAUGGGAGAUGUACAAGUAAGUGAUCAAAUUAUGUAUUCUCUUGGCAUUAAAAGCUUGUUUUAAAACAAA
Caretta caretta (loggerhead turtle) is the source of this 4220-nucleotide messenger RNA. The record is from RefSeq and is a predicted model, not a curated record. Lineage: Eukaryota; Metazoa; Chordata; Testudines; Cheloniidae.